AUGACUAGCCCUGAUCAACCUCUGACAAGACAGGAUGGCACCACAGGCAACACAGAUGUAUCUGACGACGACAUAUGGGCAGACUCGCCGCCUCGCUCACAGAUUCAACACUCUAGCGCGGGUAGAGGCCCAGCAGGACCGACAUCCCCUUUGACACCAGCUGAGGCAGUCCUCUCGGACCUGCCCACAGUCCGCCGCCGACGGAUGGCCGACGGCUACCGUGACGGCCUUUCGCACUCGAAAGCGCAAGUCAUGCAGCGCGGUUUUGAUGAGGGCUAUCCGAUUGGUUUGCAAGUGGCGAUGCGGUCCAAGACUCUCUUCGAUCUAGGUCUUCGCAAAGAUUGGAAGACUUCGAGCACGCCGGGAGUCCUGCAAUGGGUUCGAGACUCCAAAGCCAGUGUAUCUGUUGACAAAGACGUCGCAGCCAUUCUCAGGGACGCUGGGGUAGAUGCAGAGGAAAUCGACGCGGUCAUAUACUCACAUCAACAUUUCGACCAUACAGGUGAUCCUCGGACGUUGUCACGGCACACGAAAAUCAUUGUUGGUCCUGGGUACAAGAAAAGCUUCUUACCUGGCUGGCCAGCCAAGAAGAGGAGCUGGGACACGACCAGUGAUCUGUACGAAGGACGAACGGUGACUGAAAUCACUUUCGAUCCAGAUUUCUGUAUUGGAGGCCUGCAAGCAUUCGAUUUCUUUGGCGAUGGCAGCUUUUAUCUGCUGAGCAGUCCGGGGCACACCAUCGCCCAUCUCUCAGCUCUGGCAAGAACUACUGCACCUCGUAACGAACCAGAUCAGUCGACUUUCAUACUGCUUGGUGGCGACAUUGCGCACAAUCCUGCUCUCUUUCGUCCCAGCGCGUUCUAUCCACUUACUGAAAAGUUCGCCCUUUCGGACACGAGGUCCGGCCCUAAGAAUGAACUUUCCGUCGACGACUUACUGCGGAUUCACCGAAAUUGGAGGGAGGGCCCUGGGAGGGCUCUGCAUAGUCCAUACUGCACGUCCCAGGGGCCACAUCACAACGUACAGGCGACACAAGACAGCAUCGACAAGCUGUCUGCGAUAGAUGCUAUGGACAAUGUUUUCACUGUGCUGGCUCAUGACGGGAGUCUCCCUGAUAUAGUAGACUUCUUUCCGAACCCUGCAAACGACUGGAAAGCCAGAGGAUGGAAGGAAAAGUGUAGAUGGACUUUCUUGCAUGACUUCGUGCUUCCUGCGCCAAACAGCCGCUCAAAAUUAUAG
This is a messenger RNA of Cyphellophora attinorum, 1239 nucleotides long. RefSeq lists its product as uncharacterized. Lineage: Eukaryota; Fungi; Ascomycota; Eurotiomycetes; Chaetothyriales; Cyphellophoraceae. The transcript has 2 exons. Bases 1 to 1239 code for a protein of 412 amino acids. The record is from RefSeq and is a predicted model, not a curated record.